UUCACUUCUUCUCUCUCUUCCUCCUCCAUCUAUAAUCGCCGACCUCCGCUCCUCCUCGGCCGUCGCCACCAGGAAGUCGCCGGCGCAGUGACCAGGCCGACCACCGCUGCGUUCAAGCCGAGCCUGUUUUCUCCGUUUCGUCGUCCUCCAGAUCUCGAAUGUGGCCCGUCCAUGGCCGAAAUCGUCGGCGCUGGUGCAUCCAUGGUCAAACGCCUUCAGGCGUCCAUGGCCGUCGGGAUCUCGAUUUUUGCCCGUCACGGCCAUGGAUGACCCAGUAACGCGGAGGUCGGUUGUCGCUCACGGCCAUGGCUCCAGAAAGGGUGGACGCGGAGGUCGACCUGGACGGGACGAUAACGUCGCUCGACAGCUAGAUCUGGUUUGCUGCUCAACAGCUUUGAGCUCGAGUCUUGGCUCGUCCAUGGCUGCCGGCGACGAGCUCAACAGCGUUGCCGCAUACCGUGGUGGCCACGGUGGGGCGGUGGUUCAAAGAUGAGGACGGCGGCGGCGGCUUGGGCGGUGGAGAUAGUCCAAGCCCAGGCGGAGCGGAGGUCGAAGAUGGAGGAGGAAAAGAGAAAUUUUUUUUUUUUUAAUUUCCAUCUACGCACGCCACACGCCACAUGCCGCACGUCAUUGUUGACAAACAUGCCGCCGAAUGUUUGUUUCUCACCUCAACAACGUCUGUGCUGGAUGCUGGAACACUCGACCUCGGACUUCGAAGAAAAUGCCAAACUUUCGAGUCAACAAUUAUGGCACGUCUAUGGAGCGAAAGCAACUGCACUGUUCUUUUUCUUAUUUUCUUGUUAUUGCAGAUGGACGCUGGAGAAGGAAGGUUUUGGGCCGUGAAAUCCGGGGUGGUGUUGCUUUUCCUACUCGUGCUCGGAGGACUUCCUGAUGUUGCUCCAGGGAGCUCUACGCUGGUCUAUAGAAAUACUUGCCUAGUACCAGUAUUUCCAUCUCUGAUUCCGACUGGUGAUUCUGUCGAAAUUAACAACACCACCAGUCUCGGUGCAAUUGCUCCAUAUGGACAACUGCCAGUUCCUUUGCCGGAUGAUUGGUUCGGCUUUGGCUUUGUCAGGACUGGGUGCAUCUCGACUGGAAUGGGCUUUCACAAUUGCACCAGUGCUAAUUGCGAAGGAAGAGAUUGUACUGCACAGGACCUUGUGGUUGCCACGAUUUUCAGCAUUUCCAGUGACGGUUACAUCAUAUCCGUAGAAAGGGGGUACAAUGUUGGACUUGCUAUGGAGUUCAUGUGUAAUGGCUGCAGCGGCUGCCCCUCCGCAAGGUGCAAAGCCCAGUUGGGAAGCUGCCCAAAUAAUCUCAGGGUGUUCAACAGUUCAGGAGCUGUGGCUGCAUGCAUGCCAUCACCUGGUAGUGAGCUGCAUUUCUCUGAGGAUGAAUGCAUUUUCCCAGGUGAUUACACUACUUCCAGGGGGAGGAUCCCUUGUCAAGGGAAGAAUCUUGUUAUAAUGAUUAUAAUAUCAUGCUGAUGUAUUUUAAGCACGCCAACAGUUAAAAAACCAGGCUCCUUGUUAGUCCUUGAAAUCUCUAUGCUUUCAAAGGUGAACCUUUUGUUGGUA
This is a messenger RNA of Eucalyptus grandis, 1577 nucleotides long. Its product is annotated as pathogenesis-related protein 5-like. The coding region runs from base 618 to 1487 and encodes 289 amino acids. The record is from RefSeq and is a predicted model, not a curated record. NCBI's taxonomy places the organism in Eukaryota, Viridiplantae, Streptophyta, Magnoliopsida, Myrtales, Myrtaceae. Gene Ontology annotation, cellular component: extracellular region. Gene Ontology annotation, biological process: defense response. The transcript has 3 exons.